UCUGGGCGAGGACAGGCGGGCGGAGGCUCCACUUGGGCUGAGACUGAGAGCGAGAAGAAGGAAGCCGAGGGAGCCGAGGGAGGGGGGGACCUUUCCCGGGGCGGCGGCGGCGGCGGCUCCCCGAAGGAGCGAUGUCCCCUCCGGGCCGCGCUCCUCCUCCUGCUGCUACCGCUGUCGCGGGUGGCGGCGCCGUGGUCCCGCGUCCCCCGGGGCCGGCCCCCCAUGGGAUGUAGCCGCGGCGGGCAUCUCCGGGCGCACGUCGGGGGGCUGCUGGGCGCGCGCGCCCCUCCCCGCGCCCCGCUGCUGCUCACCAUGCUGCUGCUCUUUAGCUACUUCUUCUACUGCCUCACCGGCUCCUGCGAGCCCCUACGCCCGGGGGGAGCGGGCCUGAUCCGACAAGCGCAGCCGCACGACGAAGGGAACCCCCCGCACAAGCUCCUCUUGUUGCUCCCGGGACUGGCCGGGGACGCCGCCGCCGCCGCCGCCGGGGAGGACGAGGAGUCGGCGGCCGGCGGGGCGAGGCUGGAAGAGGAGGACAACGACGGGGGGGACGGCCGGAUCGGGAGCCCGUCGGCCGGAGGAGCCUUGCCCGUGGUCAACGGCUUUGGGAGUAAAAAGUUUCCGCAGGCCAUCAUCGUGGGCGUCAAGAAAGGCGGCACCCGUGCGCUGCUGGAGUUCCUGCGCAUCCACCCGGACGUCCGAGCCGUCGGGGCCGAGCCGCAUUUCUUCGACAGGUGCUACGAGAAAGGGCUGCUUUGGUACAGAAACUUGAUGCCCCGCACCUUGGAGGGACAGAUCACCAUGGAGAAGACGCCGAGCUACUUUGUGACCAAGGAAGCUCCCCGGCGCAUUUACAACAUGUCCAGGGACACCAAGCUGAUUGUGGUGGUGCGCAACCCGGUGACGCGGGCCAUUUCAGACUACACGCAGACUCUUUCCAAGAACCCCACCAUCCCUAGCUUCCAAGCCUUGGCCUUCAAGAACAUCAGCACGGGCCUCAUCGACACCACCUGGAGUGCCGUGCGGAUCGGCAUUUAUGCCAAACACCUGGACAGCUGGCUGCGGUAUUUCCCCCUGUCCAAGUUCCUCUUUGUCAGCGGGGAGAGGCUGGUGAGCGACCCAGCCGGGGAGAUGGCCCGCGUCCAAGACUUUCUGGGGAUCAAGCGGGUGGUGACAGACAAGCACUUCUACUUCAACGAGACUAAGGGCUUCCCUUGCUUGAAGAAGCCCGAAGGGAGCAGCCGACCCCGGUGCCUGGGGAAAUCCAAAGGGAGGCCGCACCCCAAAAUCGACCCGCAGGUCAUCCGCCGCCUGCAGGAGUUCUACAGACCCUUUAACAUGAAAUUCUACCAGAUGACUGGCCAGGACUUUGGCUGGGACUGACGGAGAGACCCCUUCAUGUGUCAGGGGGGAAGUUGAACUUGCUAGAGGGCGGAAUGGCCCUCUUCCCAGCAGCCUGUUGAAUGCUGCAGGCCCCUUCCCCACACAGUCGUAGGGCAUGGGGCAUCUGAAAUGGGUCUCGGGUCAGGGGGGACAUCUCCUUUUCUUUAUAAUUUAUAUCACCUCUUGCCAGUAAGGAAGAAAUGUAUGCUUACCGAGUAGAGAGAAAGUAUUUAAGUUUUGUUUUGUUUUGUUUGUUUUUUUAACCACCACCCGCAACAUAAGAGAUCAAGUCCAGGAAACUCAGAUCUGACGAAAUAUUCUGCUGAAUAAACCUGGCUAAUAUAGACAAGACAUGGAAGUUUUUGAAGCGGUGGGAGUGAAUGAGAAUGCGGGCAAGGGAGGAAGAACACAGAUCACAGCCUUGACUAAUGGCACAGCCUACUACAGUGGUACCUCUACUUACGAAUGGAGCUCCGCCCACCAUCUUGGAUGUGGUUUAGAUAGGAUUUUUUCUACUUACGAAUUUUUAGAUAGGGUUGUUUCUACUUAUAUUUUUUCUCCCAAUGCAUUCCUAUGGGAUUCGACUUACAAAUUUUUCCGACUUACAAAUGUGCAUUCGGAACGCAUUAAAUUCGUAAGAAGUAAAGGUACCACUGUAUGUUCUUCUCCACACAUCCUUUGGGAUGAAUCCAACUUUAGCCCUGCUCAGGGUAUGCCUUUUGAUAUUGAUGGACAUAACUAAUGUUGAGCCAUUGAUUUCAAUUGGUGUGCUCUGGGCAGAACUAAGGCCACAUUCACACCAUACUAGGAUCCCAUAAACAGGCAUAGCUCCCUCUCCAAAAGAAUUUUGGGAGCUGUAAUUUGUUAACGGAGCUGAGAGUGAUUAGGAGAACCCUGUUUCCCCCAGGACUAGUUUAAGAAUCAGUCCCUCUCCCCGAGGACCACUGAGUGGAAUAAGAGUCUCCUAACGGCUCUCCCAGUUCAUCCACCUUGGAGAUGAUCAAUGUUCUCCAAGUGGCAUGUGAGAAGAGCCUCUGUCUGGGCUAAUAAUGUUCUAAGAUGUGGAGCAAGCAGGCCAGCACGUUCUGGCCCACUUGACCACUGCAACAAAUGGAUAUCAUAAGAUGCACAACUGCACACAAAGUUGCCCCACACAUGCACAGAAUCUGCAUCUAUGAUCAAAGAACACUGAGCAAGGAAGUGGUAGGUUCAUAAAAGGCUCAGUGGUGGACUCUGAAGUCACCUCCGCACCACAUAUUUUAAGCAUUAUUAUACCACUUUGAAGGGGAUGCGGGUGGCGCUGUGGGUUAAA
Zootoca vivipara (common lizard) is the source of this 2695-nucleotide messenger RNA. RefSeq names its product heparan sulfate-glucosamine 3-sulfotransferase 6 (gene HS3ST6). The record is from RefSeq and is a predicted model, not a curated record. Lineage: Eukaryota; Metazoa; Chordata; Lepidosauria; Squamata; Lacertidae. Gene Ontology annotation, molecular function: [heparan sulfate]-glucosamine 3-sulfotransferase activity.